CCUGACUCUACCGUACCCCAGUGAUGCAUCAAGCUUUACUUAUUCCCGAAGUCCUCCUGGAGAUAUUCGCUUAUAAUAUGAUACCAUCUACUGAAACAACAUCGACCCAGAAAUUGUUUGCAGCGCUUGCAAGGACAUGCAAAAUCUUCCACGAGCCUGCGAUGGAUUUGCUGUGGACUGAAAUCCAUGGAUUAGAACCACUGCUAGGCUGUGUAGCGAGGCUACAUCCACUGAUAUAUCAUAAUGGCACAAGGUGGGACGACUCGGACGAGCCCUGGGCGAAAGGUGUUGAGCCAUUAUCUGCCCGUGAGGUCCAUCAAUUUCUGCGUCACUCCUCCCGUAUACGCACAUUGGACAUACAAUCUGAUCAUCCACACCUUCUAUCUGUCAUCCCCGCCGAGGCAUGCGUAUUUCCGAGGCUAAAGUCAUUAAGUCUUUCCACCACAUAUUUGAACCUUUUUCUGCCUCACAUGCUGCACCGAUGUCAUCUAUUGAGCAUCGACAAGGGUCUCCAAUCUUUUGUGACACGUUGCAUUGCUCUGGAGCAUUUAUGCAUCUACACUCCCAUAAGUGAUGAUGGUGGCAGGACAGCGGAUGAACUGUCCCCCCUAUCCGAUAGGAUUCAUUGGUGCACGCGACCUGUGACUCUUUCUUGUCCAAUGCUCGACUUGGCAGCAUGGAAACACCUCUCCCACCUCCCUACCCUUCGCAAAUUGGAAAUUGAUCAAGGUUGUAAUGACCCUCCUUCGCUGCCAAAACAAGAUAUCGUGAAUUUAUCAUUCCUUAACAUCACAAGCCUUUCCUUUCGAGAGCUCUACGAUGCUGGAUACAUUAUCACAGUCUUGCGACACUCGCAAUUUCCCUUGCUGAAAGAAUUCAGGUUUGAAGCAAACUGUCUGUCUUCAGAAGAGACCGAGCAACUCUUUCAUGCUCUGUCCCACUGCAAAGCGUGUCAGACUCUAGAAGAAAUCUCGAUAUGUUCUUAUGACAAUGUAGUCGUGGAAAACGACGAAUUUGUGACACCAAUUCCGCAUUUCCUUUGCUUCACACAGCUCCGAACUCUGAAGCUUAUGUUUAAUAAUUUCUACAUCUACCUGGACAAUGAUAUGCUCUUGCAAGCUAUGUCUAGUUGGCCGCACAUCCGCACUCUGGAAAUCAUCGACUCUAUUCUUUCUUCCGAAGUCACCCUCCGUGGAUUAUUCACAGCGCUCGGUCUAUGUCCACAAUUGCAUACACUACAAAUUUCAAUCAAGAUUGCAACUAUCGACAUCGAUCCUGAUGCUGAGCCAAUACAACAUACUACCUCCCUACGAUCAUUGGAUUUGGAGUCAUCCGAUUAUCAAAUGGCAGAUGCUGAAACUAUCGCUCACAUCAUUUCCGCCUGGCUCCCUUGUGUCGACGAAGUUGAAAGCAUAUUUUGUUUUAUUUGGGGUAAAGUUAACAGGUGUCUUAAAUCUUUCAGAACGGCUACUGCGCCGCGUGUCGUGGGAGCCUCCUAGAAUACUAUUUGAGUUUGGAAUACUUUGAGUUCUUUCAUUCAUUUGUUAUCGUUGUCGUCG
Suillus fuscotomentosus is the source of this 1559-nucleotide messenger RNA. RefSeq lists its product as uncharacterized. NCBI's taxonomy places the organism in Eukaryota, Fungi, Basidiomycota, Agaricomycetes, Boletales, Suillaceae. The record is from RefSeq and is a predicted model, not a curated record. The coding region runs from base 24 to 1499 and encodes 491 amino acids. The transcript has 2 exons.